AUGUCUGUACAACAAAAAGAUAAUUCAAUAAAUUUGAAUAUUGUAAUUACCUCAGACACACACGGUUUUCAUAGAUUUGUAUCAAUUCCUCAAUGUGACAUAUUGAUUCAUUGUGGUGAUUUUACGAAUAAUGGAGAUGAAAAGAGUGUUAGAAAUUUUGGAAAAUGGUUAAACAAGCAAAAGGCAAAACACAAAAUAGUUGUUUUAGGAAAUAAUGAACGAGAGAUGAAUGCUCAUUUACCAGAAAGUGAAAAAUGGUUAACAGAAGAAUGUGAAAAUAUUCACUUACUGCUUAAUACCAGUGUAGUAAUAGAGAACAUUGUGUUUUAUGGGUCUCUUUUUAAAUUUCGUAAACCAGUUCAUCUUGAUAUAAAUGAAAAUCAAGUAUUGGUUUGUGUUUCUCAUGAACCUCCUUAUGACAUAAUGGACACUAUGGUUGUUGAUCAUUGGACAUUUAAUUGGAAAACUUUUAAAGGAGGAAACCAUAAGAUAAACUCUUUUGUAAAUUCUUUUCAUCCUAAAUUAGUUGCAUUUGGUCAUUGUCAUAAUUGCUAUGGAAUAAUAACGAUAAAAGACACAAUCUAUGCAAACGCCUCUUUUGUUACAGAAUUUGGAAUUCCAUAUAAAGCUCCAUUACAAUUAACAUUUGAUGGUACUAAUUUCUUUUAUAAAUAA
Molecule: messenger RNA, 675 nt
Organism: Entamoeba histolytica HM-1:IMSS
Lineage: Eukaryota; Evosea; Mastigamoebida; Endamoebidae
Product: ser/thr protein phosphatase family protein
Exons: 1
Coding region: 1-675 (224 amino acids)
Molecular function (GO): hydrolase activity
Source: RefSeq, a predicted model, not a curated record